CAACCUGAACAGAAGAAAAACGAACCGAAAACCAGAGAAGGCAAAAGAGACGGACCGACGAGCUUCAGGUCGAGAAUGCCGAUGCUGUGGAGGUGGAUAGUGAACAAGACCCGUGACUCGACGCCCUUCUUCUUGGCCUUCGCCACCGUCUGCGGCGUCGUUCCGGGCGUUAUUGGUUACUUCGUUAUGCAGACGACCAACUCCGGAAACCAACAGCUGGAGGCCGAGCUCCGCCGCAACGCCCGACCCGAAUCAAUGAGGAUGGGGCAAGUAAAUAAAGAAAGAUUGGCAGAAUUCCUUGGGGAGUUGCAGCGAAAGGAGAACACAAACGAUCGCUAUGUUGCUGCACUGAAAGGAGAGACAUUGACUAGGAAUCCAUAUGUGAGAAUUCAACCAAUUCCGAAGGCAAGCAACACUGAAUCUGAGAAAGAACAGAAGUAGAUGGAGUUAUGCUGUCAAGGGUAUCUGUAUAUUUCUUCAGAACAACUACAUGGAUGAUGGGUUUUUGCGUUUUUGAUGUUAUACUUAUGCACACCUUUGUGGGAUGUGUCUGCUUUUUAACCACUUUAGAUAUUUGAUUUUUGUCACAAUUAGAUAUUGAAACGCUUUGCGACUUAGACGAAAUUUUGCAAGGAUAAACUUUGAAUGAAGAUCAUGAACGGUUUGGAAUA
Molecule: messenger RNA, 671 nt
Organism: Pyrus x bretschneideri (Chinese white pear)
Lineage: Eukaryota; Viridiplantae; Streptophyta; Magnoliopsida; Rosales; Rosaceae
Exons: 2
Coding region: 76-441 (121 amino acids)
Source: RefSeq, a predicted model, not a curated record